Molecule: messenger RNA, 1536 nt
Organism: Impatiens glandulifera
Lineage: Eukaryota; Viridiplantae; Streptophyta; Magnoliopsida; Ericales; Balsaminaceae
Exons: 5
Coding region: 1-1536 (511 amino acids)
Biological process (GO): protein desumoylation
Cellular component (GO): nucleus
Molecular function (GO): deSUMOylase activity
Source: RefSeq, a predicted model, not a curated record
AUGGGGAAGGUGUCCUUUAGAUUCACCAUGAGGGGUCUUGACCAGGACAUGAAACACCACAGGUCCGUAUAUAUGUCCAGGAAAGGGAGUGGAGUUACUAAUUCUUUUGCUUAUAACGUGUAUGGGUUUGUACUAGCACUACAAGUGUGGAGCUAUGAGAUCAUUCAAAACUUGGUCCCUAAAUUCGCCACAAGGAAAGACGUUGAUGGCCCUUUUCGCCCAAGGAUACUGUUGUAUCAAUCGAAAAGGAAGAAUACAUUUCAGGAGAUGCAAUCUGCCUUUAACAGCGCUGUGUUUUCUAAGAUGGAAGACAAAGCAGCCAUCAAGCGUCGUAGCCUGCGUAACAUGAGUCCCCCAUCCGCAACUUCAACACCUCCAUCAUCACUUGCACGUGAACCGGCACCGGCAUCUCAUGUUCAGAUAAAGGAUGCCGAAAAGAAGAUUGAGAAUGAGAAUGUUGAGGAUGAGAAUGUUGUCGAUAACGUUAUUCAUGAGGCUGUUGUCGAGAAUGAGAAUGUUGUCGAGAAAGAGGCCGUUGUGGAGAAUGAGAAAGAAGAAAAAAAGGUGGGGAAGAAGGUUGGGAAGAAGAAAGACGAAAAUGACGAAGAACUGGAAAUAGUGAAUACUCCUCCUCCUCUUCCUAAGAAAGUCAUAUUGGUCACGAGAAGGAAUAGGAGGCCGAAGAAUGAUCCAGAUUUCACCGACCCCAAUCUGAAACAGCCCAAGUUAAAAGAUCCUAUCACCGUCAAUCCACUUCUAAAAUAUGACGAUCAACUUCUUCAUCAAUUGCAAACAUGGCUUAAAGAUCCAAAAACUGACAACAAAAAAAUUGAGCUCCAUACUAUAUUAGGUGAUAAGGCAUUAUUUCGCCGAAUGCUAAAAAGGUUCACCUGGCUGACUGAUGAUGAAAUCGAUGCAGGUUGCUUCAUUCUGAGAAGAAGAGCUUGGGUAUAUCCAAAGACAUAUAAGAAGAACUUCUUUAUUGGAGAUUGUUGGCUCCACACCAGGUUCACUGCUGAGUACGCUGCGUUUAAGAAAAGUCAUAUUGAGUUUGACAUUGAAACCUUUUUCGAAUACUUCUUGGGCGAUGAAAGCAACUAUAGGAAUAGUUGGAAAGUAUGCGAUGAUAUAUAUAUUCCUUUGAACAUCAAAGACGUCCACUGGAUACUUUGUGUUGUCCGUCUACAGCAAUGGCGCGUAGACGUAUAUGACUGCGAUCCUGGAUGUUAUGCUAAUCUUGAUGAGUUUGUGCUACCGAUGUGCCAAAUGAUUCCGGUUAUAUUUGACAAGGCAUUGCCUUUUGAAGAUAAACAAAGAUUUCCUCUGCUCAACCCUGAUUCCGUUUUGCCAUACACAAGACUUCCAGAGUCAGAAGUUCCCAAAGCAACUAAGAGUGGAGAUUGUGGUGUAUUUGUACUAAUGUAUAUUGAGUACUUGACUGCAGGUCUGAAUCUAGCAGAAGUGACCUCAAAUGAGAUGAAAGUUUGGAGAGAAAAGUGGGCAGUGAGGUUAUUUCAUGGACUUGUAGAUCCAUAG